Molecule: messenger RNA, 5711 nt
Organism: Acanthochromis polyacanthus (spiny chromis)
Lineage: Eukaryota; Metazoa; Chordata; Actinopteri; Pomacentridae
Product: nuclear factor 7, brain-like
Molecular function (GO): protein binding; zinc ion binding
Source: RefSeq, a predicted model, not a curated record
UAUUAAAAUUACAGUCGAAUUUAGAUGAAAUCUACACUCACAAAGCUCAAGGAGCAUUUAUUAGAUCUCGUGCAAAGUGGAUAGAAGAAGGUGAGAAGAAUUCAGCUUAUUUCUGUGGAUUAGAAAAAAACAGGCAGGAAAAAAACUGUGAAAUCUUUAUUAAUCAACAACAAAGAAAUUAGUGAUAAUAAAUUAAUAUCAAUUGAAACCUACAAAUUUUACAGCAAUCUCUAUUGUUCAAAAUUCUCUAAAUCUGAUUGUGAAACGUUUCUACAGAAUGUUGCUCAGCAUAUUCCAAAAAUUGAUGAGAAAUACAGAGACACCUGUGAUGGACCCUCACAGUUGCUGAACUUGAUGCUGUAAUCAACCGAUCAGCACUUAACAAAUCUCCUGGUUCAGACGGCCUCACAGCAAACUUUUACAGAAACUUCUGGAUGGAAAUUAGAGAAUCGCUGUUCAAUGUUUUUCUAGAAAUUUUCGAAACUUGCUCUCUCCCAACUACAAUGAGACAUGGUGUUAUAGUUUCUAUUCCAAAACCCAAUAAAGAUCCUAGAAUUAUAGGUAAUAGAAGACCCAUUACGCUCAGGAACUCUGAUUACAAACUUCUAACUUAUAUUUUUGCAUCAAGGCUACAAUCAGGACUUUCAAGUGUCAUUUGUGAAACACAAUCUGGUUUUAUGAAAGGAAGAUCAAUACAUAAUAAUAUAAGGCUGGUUAUGGACUUAAUUGAAUAUUGUAAUCUAAUCCAAGACGAUGGUUUAUUUUCUUUUUGGACUUUUACAAAGCCUUCCAUUCGGUGGAACAUCCAUUUAUUCUUCCUGCACUUGAACGUUUUGGUUUUGGUCUUAAAUUUAGAAAUUUGGUUUGUGGCCUGUAUGAAAACAUAAAGAGCUGUGUUCUUCUUCCAAAUGGUUCUACUCCAAGCUUUAAGGUUGAUGUUGGGAUCCCACAAGGUUGACCAAUUUUUCUCUACUUAUUUCUUCUGGUUACUGAGAUCUUAUCCAUUUAUAUUAAACAAAGCGAUGAUAUUCAAAAACUUAAUGUACUGGGUACAGAAAUUGUGAUCAGCCAAUGAGCUGAUGACACAACAUUAUUUCUAAUAAACACGCUCCACUUAAAACAUCCCCCGCCUGAUAUAUAGUGCCUCCAAGUGCAAGAAAUAAUAAUACAUACUGGACGAUAGACCUACAAAAUGAUACAUCUUCACUACAAUAAAAACUAUCAGGUCAAGAUCAUACACCAAAAAAGGCAGAUCUAUACUAUAUAGAGAUGGCCUGGGUGCAAUAUGAAUGAAGUCCCUCAAGUAGUUUCUGAGAUAUGCUGCAGAAACGAAAUGUGGACGGACAUACGGACGGACGUGCCCACGCCAAUAUCCCCCUUCGUGAAUACGGCCGGCGGGGGUUAAAAAAUAAGGAACAGUUCCCAAAAGUCAUUGAAAAAAUCUGAAAGUUCUCUAAAGCUUCAGGAUUACGUUUAAACCUUAAGAAGUGUGAAAUUCUUUCUCUUCAUGACACCACUACAAAAGAAAUAUGUGGCAUAGCUGUGAAAUCAGAGAUCAAAUAUCUUGGUAUCCAACUCAGUAAAAACAAAAAAAAGUCAAACUAUCAACAUUGAGACAAAACUCAAGGAAUGUAAAACCAAACUCAACAUGUGGCUCCAAAGAGACUGAUCAAUAUCAGGUCGUAUAUAUCUAACAAAGAUGGAGAGCUUGUCAAGGUGCAUUUACCCUCUUUACUCAAAUGCUGUUUCUUCAAAUUUAAUUAAAUCAAUAAACCAAAUUAAUUUUAAUUUCAUCUGGCGUAAUAAACCACAUUAUCUGAAAAAAAGCCAAAUGGUCAAAGAUACAAAUGAAGGUGUCCUAAAAAUGAUUGAUUUAGAACGCCUUAAUGGUACAUUAAAGAUAAAUUGGCUUAAAUCUGGGCUCAAAAAUCAGAACUCCCUAUGGUACUGUAUCCCUAACUACAUUUUUAAAAAACUGGGUGGUCUAAAUCUUUUGCUUGUUUGUGACUUUGAAAUUAAUGAGCUUCCUAUAUCCUUAUCAGAGUUCCACAAGCAAAUCUUACUGUACUGGAAAAUGUUCUAUGUUCACAACUUCUCUCCACAUUUAACAGUAAUUUGGAACAAGCGUUAUGUUCUUCAUCGUAACAAAUCCUUUUAUUAUGAUGACUGGUAUAAAAAGAAUAUCUGGUCAAUAUUACAUCUGAUGGACGAUGAAGGAAAUUUACUAGAUUAUGAACAUUUCUGUGCAAAACACAACUUCACCCCCCCUUUCUUAGAUUUUAUGCGUUUACGCAAUGCUCUUCCCAAAGAAUUGAUCUUUUUAUCCAAAAAUGACCUUGCUCAUCAAAAAACACAAGUUAAUCUCACCUCUCCCACGAUUCAUGGAAUAUCUAUUAUAGAUAAAAAAUGGAGUAACUCUGUUAUUAGAAAAUGUUUUGCAGAUGAAUUAUUUCCUGAGGUACAAAAUAAAAAUGAUAUUCUUUCCAAAUUUGAUAAAAAGACCAUUUCAAUAUUGAGAACAAUGUAUUUAUCCUUUCCAGUUGCUCCUAAGGUCAAGGAAACACUUCAAAAUUAUGAACAUCUAUCCUUCUAAAGAGCUACUUAGAAUUCGUUUUAAUAUACAAGAAAACAGUUGUACAUUUUGUAACGCUGAUGUAGAAACAACAGACCAUCUUUUCUUUCACUGUGGGACAGUACAAACAUUGUGGGAAGACUUACAGAAACCGAUAAAAGAAACAUUUCCUUCAUCACCAUCCUGUUUUCCAAGAGAUGAUAUAACAUUUGGUAUUCUGUUAAAUAACAAAAAAGAAGAACUCUGUAUUAAUGUGAUUUUAUGUAUCGCUAAAUUCUGUAUUCACAAAAGCAAAUGUCAGAAAUGCUCACCCAGCUUUUCCUUUUUCAAAAGUGAACUUAAAUUGUAUUUAAAAUCAUUGAAAUGUAUGAAAGGUCCUAAAGCCAUGAAACUCUUUUCUUAUAGGUGAUGCCCCACUGGACUCAAGUCAACAACAAGAUGACUCCCUUUGAACUACAAACUGAAUUUAUUGUUCUGGACUCAUACCCUUGCACAAUUUGUUGCACUAUUGUUUAUUUUUUUGUCUAAUUAUUGUUUACCUACUUUAUUUUAUUACCUCUUGACUUUGUUCCCAUUUUAAGAGCUUUUCAUAUUUUUCUUUCCAAAGCCAUGGUUGUUAAAUUGUACAAGUUUAUUGUGUAUUAUUAAUUUAAAAAAUAAUAAAAUAAAAUAAAAAGUUCUGUCUGCAGGUAUCAGUCCCUCCAGCAUUUUAUGGGUGUUUUUCCAGAUUGUUGCGGUCGAAAACGCCUGAAUUAAUAAAGAUCUACUUUAUUCAUCAAGGAGGAAAUUACUUUUCCAGAGUACAAUUAACAAUAAACAAUAAACAAAGGUCAGUGGAAUAAACAUAAUUACACAGAGGUUAGGAGUAAAAUAGAAAUAAGAAUAUUAAGUACAAAAUACAAGUUUCUGGAAGUGUCUGAAAAAAUAAGAAUUAAAAUAAACAAGAAAAAUAAAAUGACACAAUUAGAAGAUGUAAACUGAAUACUAAAACUAAUAACAAUAAAGUUUAACAGGAAAUGAAGUGAUGUAGGAGUAAACUAGAGUCUACAGGAAACAGUCUGAUGAUUUUUUACAUGGAAAAGUUUGUUGAUCAUGUAUCACUGCCAAUUUAAGUUCUAACCUCUGAAUUUCUAUGAUCAGACAUUUGCUUCUAACAUCAAUGCAUUUUGAUUUGUGUAUUUUUUGUGUUUUUUAACACAAUUUAAAAAUUCUACUGUACUUCCUGGGUCGAGUUUUAGAAAUAGUUGAUAAAUGAAACGGCUCCAUCUGCUGGUGAGAAAAUGAGACAUCAGCUGUUGAUCAUUUACUGACAAGGAAGAGAAAUGAAACUGAAAGUUCACUUUGUCAUUGUUGAAUGGAGGUGAAACACCAUUACGGAAUAUCUGAGCUGAAAACAUGAACUAGAAAGACUAAACUGCAGUUCUACAACACCGGAGUUUGAGUCUGACUGCUGACGGAGAAUUCAUUCAAACACCAGCAUCUAAAGGAGACACGAUUAACUGCAGUUUUACUGAAAUCAAGUCACCCACAAGACCAGGAAACAGAACUUAAAGUUUACGUUUCUGAUCAGAGCGGAGACGUCGUUACCUGAAACUGUGGGAUCUGUACUGAAGAACACUGACUGGAGGACUGGAAGUCAAAGGGACUGAGUUUUGGUGAGUCUUGUCGUUGAAAAGAAAUCUGGAAAUCAGUGGAAAUGGCUGAGAAAAUUGCUGUAGUUGAAAGUUACCUGAGUUGCCACGUAUGUUCAGAGACUUUCAGAGAUCCUGUGUCUCUGAGCUGCAACCACAGUUUCUGUUCAAGCUGCCUGCAGGAAUUCUGGGAACAAGCUAAAAACAAAAACUGUCCCAUCUGUAAAAGAAAAUCCUCUAAAGAUCAUCUAGUAGUGAACUUUACACUGAAGGAACUGGCCGACUCCUUUGCUGGGAGACAGAAAACUGGAUCAUCUGAAGCAGAAAAAGUGGAGCAGAAAGUGGAGGUGGUGUGUAGUAAACAUCCAGAAGAAACUCGAUUGUUCUGUAAAGAUGAAGACAGAGCUAUUUGUCCUGUCUGUGAGUUUUCUCUCCACCAGAGUCACACAGUGGUUCCUAUAGAACAAGCAGUCAGUGACCUGAAGGAAAAGCUGAAAUCUGACUUAAAGUCUCUGCAGGACAAGAAGGACAAAUACAAACGAGUGGAGGAAACGUACGGAGAAAUGAGAGAACACAACAAGAAUCAGCUGUUGUCCACAGAGAGGCAGAUCAGAGCAGAGUUCAACAAACUCCAGCAGUUCCUGAAGGAGGAAGAGGAGUCCAGACUGGCAGCUCUGAGGGAGGAAGAGGAGCAGAAGAGGAAGACCAUCAGCAGAGAGAUGGAGAGGAUCCAGGAGCAGAUCUCCUCUCUGUCAGACAGCAUCUCUGCUGUAGAAGAAGAGCUGCAGAAACACAACAUGUCGUUCCUCAGAGGUUAUAAAGACGCUCAGACCAGAGCCAGAGCCCAGAGCUCACUGUCAGACCCACAGCUGCUCUCAGGAGCUCUGACAGAUGUGGCCAAACAUCUGGGCAACCUGUCCUUCAGAGUCUGGGAGAAGAUGAAGGAGAAGGUCCACUUCAGUCCUGUCAUUCUGGACCCAAACACUGCAAGCCGCUGGCUCUAUCUGUCUGAUGAUCUGACCAGUGUGAGAGAUGGAGACACAGAUCAGAAACUUCCUGAUAAUCCAGAGAGAAACAUGAAGUAUCCAACAGUUCUGGGCUCUGAGGGCUUCAGUUCAGGGAAACACAGCUGGGAGGUGGAGGUGGGAGAUCAUACUGACUGGAUUAUAGGUUUGGUUAAAGAGUCAGUUGACAGGAAGGGAGAGAUAUAUGCUUCACCAGAAGAUGGAAUCUGGUGUUUAUGGCAUCGCGAUGGAAAAUACACUGAUGUUGUUGGUCAGAAUGUCAGAGAGAAGAAGAAUCUCCAGAGGAUCAGAGUCCAGCUGGACUAUGAGGGGGAGGUUUCCUUCUCCGACUCUGAAGACAUGACUCAGAUCUACACUCACAGAGACACUUUCACUGAGAAACUCUUCCCAUAUUUCGGUAUUGGAAAAUCUGGAUUUGCCAAAACUACUGAUAUUAAAAUCUGUCCCUCUGAGAUUUCUCUGAUGAUCAGGAAAGUUCUUUAA